CACCCCUGAGCAAAUGUAAUAGUAGUAUCGCAACCCUCCACGGUUUAAUAGCGUUGAAGUAGCGUCGAUUCGCAGUACCUUUCAAGGGAGAUAGCAAGCGUGUUUCUUGAUUGUAUAACUGCAUACGCUUUUCAUUAAAGUUGGUGACCCAGUUUAACAAAAAAAAUGGACAUCAGGUUCCUUCUUGUUUUUGCUAUCGCCGGUUUAAUGGCAACCGGUUUAACAGCGAGGAUCGGAUUUUUGGGAAGAAUUGCUCAAGUUUUAUUAGCUUGUGCCCUUAUACCAUUAAUUUGUAAAUUUCAUCGAAAGAUUUACGUUAUUUUAAAGACACUGCCAAGGGAUAUCAAAUUUCUCUAUCGGUAUGUAAACGCUGAUCGAGAUCUGAAAAGUUUUGUUAAAAAUAAUACAACGGUUAUGAAGAUUUUCCGAAAACGUGCACGGCUUUAUCCGAAUAAACCAUGUUUCUUUUUUCAAGGAUGUACUUGGACAAACGAAGACAUCGACAAGUACAGUAAUCGAAUAGCAAAUGUUUUUAAAGAAGCUGGAUAUGGUAAAGGUGAUGCAGUAGCUUUAAUGAUGCUUAACAGGCCAGAAUAUAUCGCAACUUGGCUUGGAUUAGCAAAAUUAGGAAUGAUAACAGCUUUGAUCAAUACUAAUUUGCGUCAACAAUGUUUAAGCCAUUGUUUGACCAUAGCCAAAGUUAAGAGCAUCAUUUACACCGAGGAAUUUUCUUCAGCAAUCGAAGAAAUUUCGGAUACCAUUAAAGGAAUAACCAAGUAUAAACACGGCGGUAAUAUCGAAGGUACCAGCAAAGAUGUCACAGAUUUGGAUAAAUUAAUAGCAGAUGCUAGUACUACAGAACCAGAGGUUGAUAAUGAGCCUGGUUAUAAAGAUGAUUUGUUGUAUAUAUAUACCAGUGGUACAACUGGUUUACCCAAAGUAGCUAUUGUACCAAAUUCGAGAUUCCUACUCGUCAUAACAGCAACUUAUCAUAUGCUAGGAUUGAGGAAAAAUAGUGAUAUCUUAUAUAAUCCUAUUCCGUUAUAUCAUAUGUCUGGUGGAUUAGUAGGAACGGGUUGUGCACUUACCAAAGGUAUUCCAAGUGUUUUGAGAAGCAAAUUUUCUGUCAGCGCUUAUUGGACCGAUUGUAUCAAAUAUAAAUGCACCUUAGCACAAUAUAUCGGUGAGAUGUGUCGAUAUUUAUUAAAGGCCCCACCACGACCGGAAGACAGUGCUCAUUCGAUAAGACUUAUGGUCGGAAAUGGUAUGAGACCACAAAUUUGGCAAGAAUUCGUAGAUCGUUUUAAGAUAGAACAAAUUACAGAAGUUUAUGGAUCGAGCGAAGGCAACGCUAAUAUCGUUAACGUUGACAAUCAAGUUGGUGCAGUUGGUUUUGUUCCAUCGAUAUUACCGAAAUUUCUUCAUCCAGUUGCUCUUAUUCGCGUUAAUCCUGAUACGUGCGAACCGGUUAGGGGUAAAGACGGAUUAUGCAUACGAACCGAAAUAAACGAGCCAGGUAUGCUCAUAGGAUUGAUAAAACAAGGAAACGCGGAGAGAGAAUUUAAUGGAUAUUUGGAUAAGGAAGCAUCGCGGAAGAAAGUAGUCGAAAAUGUAUUCUGCAAGGGUGACAAAGCUUUCCUUUCAGGUGAUAUUCUAGUACAAGAUGAAUUUGGAUACUUUUAUUUCAAGGAUAGAACAGGUGAUACUUUCAGGUGGAAAGGUGAAAAUGUAGCUACUGCUGAGGUAGAAGGUGUUAUCAGUAACGUUGCUGGAUACAGAGAUGCAACCGUUUACGGAGUACAGAUACCAGGUGUCGAAGGAAAAGCUGGAAUGGCAGCGAUAGUAGAUCCAGAAAGUUUAAUUGAUUUUAAAGCGCUUGCUGAGGGCUUGGACAAAGCUUUGCCUUCUUACGCCAGACCAAUUUUCUUAAGGAUUGUCAAAGAAUUAGAAAUGACGGGCACGUUUAAAUUGAAAAAAAUUGGUCUUCAAAAUGAGGGAUUCGAUCCGAAUAAGAUUCAAGAUAAAGUGUAUUUCCGAUCGGAUAAAGAAUACGUCGAAGUUACACCCGAAUUAUAUCAACAAAUUAUAUCGGGAACUACCAAGUUGUAAUUAGCAGUAUUUGCCCUUUUUCCCACCACCCCUCUUUGUUUUUGUUGUUGUUUUUUUGUUUUUUUUAUAAUGGAAAUUCUUCUAUGUAAAACUGAUGAAUAUCGAAUUAGGACGCAUGAAUUAGGCAGCUUUAUUAACGCAUUAUUAUACUGAUUCGAGUUACAUACGAGAAACCAUUUUUGAAUGGGCAUUUAAAUAAUUUAUCAUCUCGUAAUGCACAUAACUAUUAUCAUUGUAAGACGUGAAUAUAAUCUCACGGUAUAUCUUAAAUAUACCGAAUUAUAUGUGAGAGGAAGUAUAAUCUUAUGGUAUUUAAAAAAAAAAAAAUAUUCAUCGAAUAUGCGCAGAUUCGAAACCUGCAGGAUUUAGUAUAAUUAUCGAUUUCUAUCUAUUACAAAAGGGAAAUCAAAAUCUUGUAAAUUGAUUGAUAAUUUGAUAAAAGAAAAUAAAAAGAAAUCAAUUUACUGCUAGUCGUAAACUUUGCGUAGAUAAUAAUAAAUUAAAAGGAAAU
Molecule: messenger RNA, 2620 nt
Organism: Polistes canadensis
Lineage: Eukaryota; Metazoa; Arthropoda; Insecta; Hymenoptera; Vespidae
Product: long-chain fatty acid transport protein 1-like
Exons: 10
Coding region: 166-2109 (647 amino acids)
Biological process (GO): triglyceride homeostasis
Cellular component (GO): endoplasmic reticulum
Molecular function (GO): long-chain fatty acid transmembrane transporter activity; long-chain fatty acid-CoA ligase activity
Source: RefSeq, a predicted model, not a curated record